This is a messenger RNA of Paramisgurnus dabryanus, 4672 nucleotides long. RefSeq names its product oxoglutarate dehydrogenase a (gene ogdha). Gene Ontology annotation, biological process: tricarboxylic acid cycle. Gene Ontology annotation, molecular function: oxoglutarate dehydrogenase (succinyl-transferring) activity; thiamine pyrophosphate binding. Lineage: Eukaryota; Metazoa; Chordata; Actinopteri; Cypriniformes; Cobitidae. The record is from RefSeq and is a predicted model, not a curated record. Gene Ontology annotation, cellular component: mitochondrion; oxoglutarate dehydrogenase complex.
UACAGAUGACGUCGCUCGUGACGGAACAGUUCCGGUGCUCGCGCUACUGUCAGUCUUGAACAGCACAAGGGGUCAACGGAGCCGCUGACAACUCCGGUGCAUGAGCGACUUAACACGGCCGUCGAUAUAAAGUGCAAACAGAAGACAGAGUUGAAAUUCAAGGCCCUUGGAUCCUAAAAUCAAAGACAUCAAAAGCUUGUUUCGUUGGGGUAGAAAGGCCUGACACUUCUCUUUUUUUGUGGUGGCACUUGAGGACAUCCAGGACCUCACACUGUCACGUUUGUGAGUGUGGGUGGCGCUUAUUUUAUAGACUGCGAUGCACCGCUUAAGGACUUGUGCGGCACGGCUCCGGCCGAUCACGGCCUCACAGAAUGCUAAAAACUUAUCACAGCAGAGGCCAGUGGCCAAACCAAGGACGUUUCAGCCAUUCAGGUGCUACACGGCGCCGGUGGCCGCAGAGCCGUUUCUGAAUGGAACAAGCUCUAACUAUGUUGAGGAGAUGUACUAUGCAUGGUUGGAGAAUCCCAAAAGUGUGCACAAGUCAUGGGACAUUUUCUUCAGGAAUGCUAAUGCUGGUGCACCACCAGGUGCAGCCUAUCAGAGUCCUCCUCCGAUGGGAAUGGGUCUGGCUGGUCUCGCUCAAGCUCAGUCUCUGGUGGGAGCCCAGCCAAAUGUAGAGAAACUAGUGGAGGACCAUCUGGCGGUCCAAUCUCUCAUCAGAGCUUAUCAGAUACGUGGUCACCAUGUGGCACAGCUGGACCCACUUGGGAUCAUGGAUGCUGAUCUGGAUUCAUGCGUUCCUACUGACAUUAUUACAUCAUCGGAUAAACUUGAACUUACAUUUGUCAAGAAGCGACUAAGUGCUCUAACCAUUGGAGAGACUGAAUUUCACUUGGCUGAAAUUUCUCAAACCUGUAAUUGGGAAAAGGGUUUCUACGGACUGGAUGAGUCUGAUCUGGAUAAAGUUUUCCGCUUGCCCACCACCACCUUUAUCGGGGGCAAUGAGAGUGCUCUUCCCCUGAGAGAGAUCAUCCGCCGACUGGAGAUGGCUUAUUGCCAGCAUAUAGGUGUUGAGUUUAUGUUCAUCAAUGAUCUGGACCAAUGCCAGUGGAUCAGACAGAAGUUUGAGAAGCCUGGAGUUAUGCAGUUCAGCUCUGAAGAAAAGAGGACACUGUUGGCCCGCAUGGUCCGCUCCACCAGGUUUGAGGAGUUCCUCCAGAGGAAGUGGUCAUCUGAAAAGCGCUUUGGUCUGGAGGGCUGUGAGAGUUUGAUCCCUGCACUCAAAACCAUCAUUGACAAAUCCAGUGCGAACGGAGUAGACACGGUCAUCAUGGGCAUGCCUCACAGAGGGCGACUGAACGUGCUCGCCAAUGUCAUCCGUAAGGAACUGGAGCAAAUCUUCUGCCAGUUUGACUCCAAACUGGAGGCUGCUGAUGAGGGAUCAGGAGAUGUCAAGUAUCACUUGGGGAUGUACCACAGGAGGAUAAAUCGUGUGACUGAAAGAAAUAUUACACUUUCGCUGGUGGCCAACCCCUCCCAUCUAGAAGCAGUGAACCCUGUGGUACAGGGCAAAACUAAAGCAGAGCAGUUCUACUGCGGAGACACAGAUGGCAAUCGGGUGAUGUCUAUUUUGCUUCACGGUGACGCUGCUUUUGCAGGUCAGGGCAUUGUUUACGAAACUUUCCAUUUGACCGAUCUGCCUUUCUACACUACACACGGCACCGUACACGUGGUGGUCAACAACCAGAUUGGUUUCACAACAGAUCCCCGUAUGGCACGAUCCUCUCCGUACCCCACCGACGUCGCCCGUGUGGUCAACGCCCCCAUUUUCCACGUCAACGCAGAUGACCCCGAAGCUGUGGUGUACGUAUGCAAUGUUGCUGCAGAGUGGAGAGCAACCUUUCACAAAGACGUAGUGGUCGACUUGGUGUGCUACCGUCGUAAUGGCCACAAUGAGAUGGACGAGCCCAUGUUCACACAGCCGCUGAUGUACAAGCAGAUUAAGAAGCAGAAAGGAGUUUUACAGAAGUAUGCUGAGAAGCUCAUCGCUGAAGGCGUUGUCACGCGACAGGAGUAUGAGGAGGAGGUGGCAAAGUAUGAUAAAAUCUGUGAGGAAGCUCAUGUGCGUUCAAAAGAUGAGAAGAUCCUCCACAUCAAGCAUUGGCUGGACUCCCCCUGGCCUGGUUUUUUUACUCUGGAUGGCCAGCCCAAGAGCAUGAGCUGCCCAUCAACGGGCCUUUCAGAGGAGGACCUUACCAACAUUGGACAAGUGGCAUCAUCGGUACCCGUAGAGGACUUUACUAUUCAUGGAGGUCUGAGCCGUAUUUUGAAAGGUCGUGGUGACAUGAUCAAAAACAGGACGGUGGACUGGGCUCUAGGAGAGUACAUGGCUUUCGGCUCUCUGCUCAAAGAGGGCAUUCAUGUGCGCCUUAGUGGACAAGAUGUGGAGAGGGGAACCUUCAGUCACCGUCACCAUGUUCUCCACGAUCAGAAUGUGGAUAAAAGGACUUGCAUCCCAAUGAACCAUGUUUCACCUAACCAAGCUCCCUAUACAGUCUGCAACAGCUCUCUAUCCGAGUAUGGAGUACUAGGUUUUGAAUUAGGCUUUGCUAUGGCCAGUCCCAAUGCCCUGGUUCUGUGGGAAGCCCAGUUUGGAGACUUUCAUAACACGGCUCAGUGUAUAAUAGACCAGUUCAUCUGUCCAGGACAAGCUAAAUGGGUUCGCCAGAACGGCAUUGUCUUACUCUUGCCACAUGGCAUGGAAGGCAUGGGUCCUGAACAUUCUUCUGCCCGCCCAGAACGCUUCUUACAGAUGUGCAAUGAUGACCCUGACUUUAACCCUAAAAUCACUGAAGACUUUGAUGUGCGUCAGCUGUACGACUGUAACUGGAUUGUUGUGAACUGUUCAACUCCUGCCAACUAUUUCCAUGUGCUGAGGCGACAGAUCCUCCUACCCUUCAGAAAACCUCUUAUUAUUUUUACCCCAAAAUCUCUGCUGCGCCAUCCUGAGGCCAAGUCUAACUUUGACCAGAUGCUACCAGGGACUCAUUUUCAGCGGGUGAUCCCAGAUGACGGAGUUGUGACCCAAAACCCAUCAGAGGUGAAGCGCAUUGUUUUCUGCACAGGAAAGGUCUAUUAUGAGCUAACGCGAGAACGCAAAGCACGCAACAUGGAGAGCUCUGUAGCUAUCACUCGCAUCGAGCAGCUCUCUCCUUUCCCUUUUGACCUGGUGAAGGCUGAGACUGAGAAAUAUCCAAACGCUGACCUGGUCUGGUGUCAAGAAGAGCAUAAAAACCAGGGUUACUACGACUACGUCAAGCCCCGCAUGCGUACCACCAUCGAACGUGCCAAGCCUGUCUGGUAUGCCGGCCGUGAACCAGCUGCUGCUCCUGCCACUGGGAACAAAAAGGCCCAUCUAAUAGAGCUGAAGCGUUUCCUUGACACUGCCUUCAACCUGGAAGCCUUCAAUGAUCACAUCUAAAUCAAAAACCUAUAACACUAUUUUCAUCAACCAAACACACCAGACCAUUUUAUUAUAAGAAUAAAGAGCGCAGAAAACAGUUAUCCUUUGUGUUCAUGAACACAAGUUCUCCAUUCACUCUCCUGCAUGUUUAUGCAAUUUACAGUUAUCAGGCUGUUGUGUUCAUGUCAAGUCUUUCUCACCAUUGUUGCCCAGUUAAACGACACCAAAAAUGAACAACACAAACUUCGAUACAUUUGGUUAUUUACUCGUUUUAAAUCCGUUUGGCUUACUCUCUUGCAAGGAGAUGUGCCCAAGCUUCUUUUUCAUAAAUGAAAAGUAGAAAAUGGCACCUUGAAUAUGGCACAGGUUUUGAUUUUAAAAAACUUUUCCAAUGUUUUUUCAACCAAAGCACAGUUGCAGUUUGGUUCAGAACUUUUUCAAACAGUAUAUUGGUGUGUUUGUUUUAUAAAAAUGAUAACUGGUAACAGGAUUUUCAAGAAUGCCAACUUACCUGUCUGAACAUGGCACUGUGAUAAAGCGCACAUCUUUAUCUCCGCUUCAUAGUAGGGCUUUCAGGCUUUCCACAACUUUAAUCCCCAUUCUCAACAUUUGUAUGGUUUUAAUUUGUAUGUUUGUUUUACUUUUAUGUGGGCAAAAUUUCAGAUAUGGGAAAGUAUUGGCACAUUUACAGGGUCUUAUUAGUGGGAAAUAUUAAGUUUGUGGUUAAAUUGACACUUUAUCUGUAUCUUUGCACUGUGUUCUGGUUCAAACCCGUUCUCAGAGGUGGAUGUUGCAUUUGUAUGAUUGUAUUUAUGUAAAAUGGCUUGAUGAGGACAGUGUGGACAAUUGUCAAUGGCACAUUUACUUGUAUGCGCCUCUGUUCUGGCAGUUUCGUCUCCGAUCCGUUAUCAUUUGUCUCAAGGUUGCAUUGCACACUGGGGUAAUCUUUGAUGUAGCCUGAUGCAGAUGUAUAAAUCCUCAUUAUUCAAAUGUUUCUUGCCAUCUGAUACCUUGUGCCAUAAAGCUCAGUCCAGCUGCAGAAAGACAAUAAGACAGAUGUAUUUGUUUGUGGUCACUCUUUUAAACAGAAUCCGAUCACGUCCUUUUGAUUCUUUUUAAGAGAAAGCAAAUGAUUUUAUUUAUUUUUGUUUGUAGAGGUUGUCCUCAUAACAGGUUAGCUUCAUACAAUAAACUCAUUUUCUUCUCAAA